Messenger RNA from Salvelinus namaycush (lake trout), 978 nucleotides. Its product is annotated as odorant receptor 131-2-like. The transcript has a single exon. The record is from RefSeq and is a predicted model, not a curated record. Gene Ontology annotation, molecular function: G protein-coupled receptor activity. Gene Ontology annotation, cellular component: membrane. Gene Ontology annotation, biological process: G protein-coupled receptor signaling pathway. The coding region runs from base 1 to 978 and encodes 325 amino acids. Lineage: Eukaryota; Metazoa; Chordata; Actinopteri; Salmoniformes; Salmonidae.
AUGGCCAACGUGUCUGGGCCUCUGAGUCUGACUCAUCUGCAGCUGCAGGCCAUGCGGCUGGCCAUCACAGAGGAGCGUAUCUUCAAGAUGUUCCUGGUGCUGGGGACCCACGUGGUCUUUAUCUACAUCAACCUGGCCAUGCUGUUUACCCUGUGGAGCAAACCCUCAUUCCGCCACACCGCCCGCUACAUCCUGUUUGCCCACAUGCUGUUCAACGACACCAUCCACCUGGCUAUCACCCUGGCUCUCUACAUGCUGGGGAGCUUCUAUCUGUUUGUGGUCCGCGUUGCCUGCGCCUUCAUGGUGCUGCUGUCUUCCUGCACUUUCACCAAUGGCCCCCUCAACCUGGCUGUUAUGUCCCUGGAGAGGUACACAGCCGUCUGCUUCCCGCUGCGGCACAGUGAGCUGGCCACGCCCGGGAGGACCCAGCUGGCCGUGGGGCUGGUGUGGGCGCUGGGCGUCAUCAACGUGCUAAUCGAUGUGUGUGCUCUCUUCCUCACAGAGCCGUCCUUCUUCUUGUCACCUGCGCUGUGUACCCUCGAGCAUCUGCAGACAGCUGGAUGGCAGCGGGAGAAGGGUGUGGCCCUGAAUACACUGCUGUUUGUGACAGUAACAGCUGUGCUGGUUUACACCUACGUGGCCAUCAUGCUGGAGGCCCGGUCCGCCUCAUCCUCUGAACCUGGGUCGGCACAAAGGGCCAUGCGUACCGUGCUGCUGCACGCGCUCCAGUUGGGUCUGUCCAUCAUGUCCUUCAUGUAUGUGGUGCUGGAGUCCCUGCUGGCCAAACUGCCCCCAGCCGUCUACACACAGAUGCGCUUUAUCAACUUCAUGGUAGUGCUGAUCCUUCCGCGCUGCCUGAGCUCCCUCAUCUAUGGCCUGAGGGACGAGGCCUUCAGAUCAGCCUUCAGACAACACUUAAUCUGCUGCUCUGUUAGGAGGGUGGAGCCCCCACACAGAUCACUAAACACUAACAUAUAG